Juglans microcarpa x Juglans regia is the source of this 1176-nucleotide messenger RNA. RefSeq lists its product as uncharacterized. Lineage: Eukaryota; Viridiplantae; Streptophyta; Magnoliopsida; Fagales; Juglandaceae. The transcript has 3 exons. The coding region runs from base 195 to 701 and encodes 168 amino acids. The record is from RefSeq and is a predicted model, not a curated record.
GGCACUAAGAUAGUUGACCCCUCCAUUUCAAGCAAUAUCUUGAUUGUUUUUUCCCUUCCCAAAACCGAGUCCACCUGAAACUCAUCGGACUGAAGAAGAAAGCAGUAGAAAUUCUGCAAGUGUAUUCAUUAAGCAAAUCAAAUUAUUCAAAUUCAACUCCACAGGAAUCUGCAUUUUUUCUCUAUUUGAUCGAUAUGAAGGAUGACGAUGCCCUUCCGACAACGACGACGCCUAAUUGUAAGAAAGAAAGCUCCGAUUCGAGUCUCUUUGGUAAAGGCCGGUAUAAGUUCUGGGCAUUCGCCGCAAUUUUGUUGCUCGCAUUUUGGUCAAUGUUAACCGGUACAGUCACUCUCCGUUGGUCUGCCGGUAACCUCAACCGUCUCUCCGACGACCUCGAUAAUCCCAUCCGCGACGAUCUGGACGUCCUCGAAAUGGAGGAGAGGGAGAAGGUGGUGAAGCACAUGUGGGACGUGUACACUAACAGCCGUCGGAUCAGAUUACCGAGGUUCUGGGAGGAGGCCUUCAAUGCUGCCUACGAAGAUUUGACCAACGACGCCCCUGGUGUUAGACAGGCCGCCAUUACUGAGAUCGCUAAGAUGUCUGUGCGCUCCGUUCAUCUCGAUCCUCCUCCCGUCCAAUCAACGACUGCACGAGAAUUGAGUAAGAGUUUGAAACGAGCAAAGAAUGGCAGGGAAAUAUAAACUCAAUAGGGGAUCAUCGAUGAUGUAAAGGAUGAUGGGGAUUCAAGGAUCACAUCUUCACUGGUCUGUACUACAAAUGCUCAUGUGCUACCCCAAGUUUGUGAAAGGUAGUGACGGCCCGAAUCCUACUCGGUUCUUAGGUGGUUUCAUAACAAGGAGAAACUACCUAUUUAAUUAGGUUAUUGUUCUUACAAAUUUUUGCCGUCACAAUAUUCCACGCGGGUAGUGAAUUGAUAAGUUGUAGAUCAUUCAAGCGAACAAAUUUUUUUGAUCAGGUUUUAUUUAAAUUCAAGGAAAAGAAUUUCCAAAACUCUUCUGUUGAAUAGGAGUUCCUUGCUUACAUGGACAGGCAUGUAAGUUAAGCAUUGAUGUCUUGAUUAAAUAUGUUCAGAGAAAUGCUUGUUGGAGCAGGUUGAUUCCACUUCUCUUGUAUGCAUAACAAGUUCAAGCUAUUAAGGGAGUAAUGCUCGUUGCU